CUCUUCUUCGUCCUCAACCCAAAGCUCCCGAGUUCCAAUUCUCGCUCUGUCUCUCUCUGAUUCUGCCGUCUCCGAUCUGCUUCCCUCUCACCCUCACCAUGUCCGGAGCGGCGGUAAAUCCCACUCCUCUGCUCAAAGAUGAGCUCGACAUCGUCAUCCCGACGAUCAGGAACCUCGAUUUCCUCGAGAUGUGGAGGCCUUUCUUUCAGCCUUAUCACCUUAUAAUUGUGCAAGAUGGUGAUCCUUCCAAGACCAUUAAGGUCCCCGAAGGCUUCGAUUAUGAACUUUACAACCGCAACGAUAUCAAUCGGAUCUUGGGUCCUAAGGCCUCUUGCAUUUCCUUCAAGGACUCUGCCUGUCGCUGCUUUGGUUACAUGGUGUCUAAGAAGAAGUAUGUCUACACUAUUGACGACGAUUGCUUUGUAAGUCAACUCUCCUCCUUCUUUCCUAUAUUACAAUUACGGCUUCGCUCUUUUUCUUCUGCGAGUCAUUCGGGAAUGGGUCGUCAGUUUUCUCUGGCUAGAAUUUCGGAUCUACGUGGGUUCUUCCCUCCAGUUUCCCCAUCUCUUUCUGGAAUAUUGAAUUUUACAUCUCAAUUGUCGAUGCUGUUAUUUCUUGUUCAGAUUGAUAUCACUGUACGAUCUGAAUAUGUUCCUAAUUCUAGUGUAAGCCAUCCCAGGAGCUCUUUAUCAUCUGGCAAGGACAUUAAUGCCCUUGAGCAGCAUAUCAAGAACCUUCUGACUCCAUCAACUCCGUUUUUCUUCAAUACUCUCUAUGAUCCAUACAGAGAAGGUGCAGAUUUCGUCCGCGGCUAUCCAUUUAGCUUACGUGAAGGUGUCCCAACAGCUGUUUCUCAUGGCCUUUGGCUCAAUAUUCCUGACUAUGAUGCCCCAACUCAGCUGGUGAAGCCAUUGGAAAGAAACACUAGGUAUGUAGAUGCCGUCAUGACCAUUCCAAAGGGAACCCUGUUUCCCAUGUGUGGUAUGAAUUUGGCAUUCAACCGUGAAUUGAUUGGCCCUGCAAUGUACUUCGGACUCAUGGGCGAUGGUCAACCCAUUGGACGCUACGAUGAUAUGUGGGCUGGUUGGUGCGCCAAGGUCAUUUGCGAUCAUAUGGGAUUGGGCGUGAAGACAGGUUUGCCCUACAUCUUUCAUAGCAAAGCUAGCAAUCCUUUCGUGAACCUGAAGAAAGAGUACAAAGGAAUUUACUGGCAGGAAGAGUUGAUUCCAUUUUUCCAGUCUGUUUCUCUUCCAAAGGAAUGCACUACUGUUCAGAGGUGUUAUAUCGAACUGGCCAAGCAAGUGAAGGCAAAACUUGGAAAGGUUGAUGAGUAUUUCAUCAAGCUUGCUGGUGCCAUGGAGACUUGGAUCGAAGCUUGGGACGAACUAAACUCACCCAGUGCAAAAUCUGAUGCACUGCCCAAUGGUCCGGCGAAGUGAAAUGUUGGAAACUAUUCCUUCCUUGGUAGCUUCUGAGUUAUCAUCCUUUUUGUCCAAGGAUCGGCGCGGCUCUAGGAUAAAUUAUUGGACAUUGCAGAGGAUGAGGCUCUGCUUGUUAUUUUACCAUGUCCCUAAAACAAUAAAAUUUGAAGCACCCGGUUAUUAUUAUUAUUUUUUAUGUAGGCUGGGACGAGUAACUUAUCUAUUUUGUUGACUCUGUUAGUCAUUGAGAUUAUUGCUUUUGGAAUAUCGUAUCAGGACUGAGUUUGCUAUGA
Molecule: messenger RNA, 1714 nt
Organism: Prosopis cineraria
Lineage: Eukaryota; Viridiplantae; Streptophyta; Magnoliopsida; Fabales; Fabaceae
Product: UDP-arabinopyranose mutase 3-like
Exons: 5
Coding region: 99-1439 (446 amino acids)
Biological process (GO): plant-type cell wall biogenesis; UDP-L-arabinose metabolic process
Cellular component (GO): Golgi apparatus; cytosol
Molecular function (GO): UDP-arabinopyranose mutase activity
Source: RefSeq, a predicted model, not a curated record